Episyrphus balteatus (marmalade hoverfly) is the source of this 2067-nucleotide messenger RNA. It is a transcript of the gene Wdr37, whose product is annotated as WD repeat-containing protein 37. Gene Ontology annotation, molecular function: protein binding. Gene Ontology annotation, cellular component: preribosome, large subunit precursor. The transcript is spliced from 5 exons. Bases 258 to 1628 code for a protein of 456 amino acids. NCBI's taxonomy places the organism in Eukaryota, Metazoa, Arthropoda, Insecta, Diptera, Syrphidae. The record is from RefSeq and is a predicted model, not a curated record.
AAUGUCAUUUUAAUAUUUUCCAUUUUCGACUUUCAUGUCGAUCACAAAAAAAUGUAUUUAUUGCUUAAAAACAUAAAAAAAUACUUUAGCAAUAUAAUUCAAUAUUGGAUUUAUCUUUAGAAAGUAUAAUUUUUCAAUUAUUUAAUAAAUUUUGAAUCCUAUCAGAUUGAUAUAGAGAAAGCGUACCAAACGCAUACAAGACAAAACAAUAACCUUUGGAUAUCCCCCACAACCAAAUUAAUAAUAUCCAAUCCACCAUGAAACCUUCAUCAAAAAGAGGAUCUCGAUUAUCUAGUCUUGCUGAAGACCUAAGUAUUCCAGAUGAUGCACCUUUCCGCGGUCGACUUCAUAUGCUUUUCUCUCAAAUCGAAAAAGAAUUCGAGUUGCUUUAUAUGGAAAACCUCACUCUACAAGAAAAACUCGAAUCACUUGGUGCUAAAGAAAAUAUGGGUUGUGAUCGGUCUGCCGGACACGAUGACCCUGACACAACUGGAAUCCCAAUCAAAAGUUUCAAAUCAAAGAUAGCUUCGGGUAGUAAAGUUAAAGCAAGUCAUAAAAUACGAGCACAAACAUCUCGCAUUGUGUCCAGUUUCAAGGCGCAAUCGGUUGUCAGUUCGUUGGUGCGUGACUUUUGCGGUCAUAAAGACGGAGUUUGGCAAAUUGCAGCCAAGUCUGGACAACCAAUAAUUGGUACAGCAUCAGCUGACCAUACAGCAUGCAUUUGGGGAAUUGAAAGUGGUCGUUGUUUAUUGCAAUAUCAGGGACAUGCUGGUUCGGUGAAUUCAAUAAAAUUCCACCAAAACCGAGAUUUGGUGUUGACAGGCAGUGGUGAUGGUACAGCUCAUAUCUGGCAAGCUGCUGUAAACUGGGAAGUAUCCAAAAAAGGCCAUUCAUCUGAAGAGGAACUCGAUGAUAGUGAUGAACAAGUCGAGGAUCGUGAUAGAGUUGAUACAUUACGAACUCCGUUGUGUGAAUUCUCCGGACCAGGAGGUCACACUUCGGUAGUUGUUGCAGCUGAUUGGCUGCCAAAUAUGGACCAAAUAAUUACAGGAAGCUGGGACAGAACUGCUAUGUUGUGGGAUGUUGAAACUAAAGAACCCAUUCAACCAUUGACGGGACACGAUCACGAGUUGACACAUGUUUCGGCACAUUCCAGUCAGCGUUUAGUAAUAACAGCAUCAAGAGAUUCGACAUUUCGUUUGUGGGAUUUUAGAGAUGCCAUACCAGCUGUAUCAGUUUUUCAAGGCCAUACAGAGAGUGUUACUUCAACAGUUUUUACUAAAGACGACAAAGUUGUGUCCGGUUCGGAUGACCGUACUGUCAAGGUAUGGGAGCUACGCAAUAUGAGAUCAGCAUUGGCAACAAUUCGUACCGAUUCAGCUGUCAACAGAUUAGCUGUCUCAUCAACGGGAGUAAUUGCAAUUCCACACGAUAAUAGACAAAUUCGUUUGUUUGAUUUGAAUGGUCAACGAGUAGCUCGUUUACCUCGAACAAGUCGACAAGGCCAUCGACGUAUGGUAUCAUCAGUUGCUUGGGCUGAGGAGCCUGUUUUCAACUGUAAUUUAUUCUCAUGUGGAUUCGAUAGAAGAGUACUCGGAUGGUCGAUCUCAUUACCAAAGGAUAAUUAAUUUAAUAUAAAAAAUAAUUGUGUUUUUAAUGUCAUUUCAUGUACUCAUUAUAAAAAAAAAGGAAAUAUUAUUGAUCUAGGAAUCAUAAUAUUCAUAAUUAUUAUUGAAUAAUUGAAUAAUUUAUUUAACUGUUUAAUUUUUAAAAGAGAAUUAUUCAUCAUAUUGUUAUUGAUGUUCCUCAUCGUUUAUAAAUGUUAUAAUUAUGCAUCACUUAUUCGUUUACAAAAAAAGUUAUUAAAUAAUAUUGUCAUCAUUUUAAAAUCAUAGUGAACAUAAAAUAAGAAUAUAAAUAUAUAUGUUUUAUGUUAUUAUAGAAAGUAAUAUAUAUAUAUUGUGUUUUCAAAACGUGCGAUUUAAACUGUGCAUAUCUAGAUAUAAUGAAUAAAAAUCUAUAAUUUUCUCAGUAGAUAGUAGUACCUAGUAGUAAAAAUGUUAGUCU